UAUGGUAAACAUAGACAUUAACGAUACUCAGGCCUAUAACUACACGGAUUUGGACGGAAAAUCGAUUUGUCCUCAAAAGUCGCAACUUUUAAAAGAUUUAAAAGCGUCUGUUAAGAAUAAAGUGAAGCAACAUUAUUACCACGAAUUCUAUAUAAACUGGGAAAGGAAUGCUAUCGAUUGCGAAGAGUUUAAACAGCAUUCAGAUUAUCUCGCUAAUUUUAACGCUUUCGUCGUUACUAGAGUUAGAAAGUUGAUAGACAGAUUUACGAAACAUAGGCCUACUUUGCCAAAAAGAAUAUGCAAUCACGAUACAGUAAAAGUUCUUCAAUUAGAAAGCGAUUUUCUAGCCAACGUUACGCAAUAUCGAAAUUUAACUUAUGAGCAAAAGUUUACUGAUGGCAACUUGGGGAAGAGUCUAUCGUCGAAAUUGGAAAAUACGUGUUGGCUUAUAGAGGAGGAAAUAGAUUCCGGCAAAAGCGCUCUACUAGCCAGUAUCUAUUAUGAAUAUUACAAAGAUUCAAUUGUUCUCGGGCAAUUUAUCAACGAACAUUUUAGGCCUAGUCCUGCUGCUUUAAAGAGAAAUUUCGAGUUGCUGUUGGGAUGGAAGUUGAAAGAGAACUAUCGUCUAGAUAUUCAAAGUUUACUGAUAAAAGCGUCGGAAAAGUCAAAGAAUGUUAUCUUGCUGAUCGAUAAUCUGCAUUUAGUCUCUUCUCAAACAGAUAGUAAUCAUGAUUUUGAAUGGAUAUUUCAAAAGUUACCAAGUUCCGUUCAUAUAGUGUGCUCAAUAUCACCGAAUGCCUUAAAUUUGAAUGAAGAACAACUCGGCGAAGAUCUUUUGGGCUUAAUAAUCCAAACUAUAACCGCUUCGGCCGUUGGCAUAACCGAAGUUGAAAUACUCGAUGUCCUAUCGAUAAAUAACGAUGCUGUACUGUUGGCCGUACCUGCGAAUGAAUUAUCAAAUUUACUGAGAUUUCCUUUUUCCGUAUGGCUUUACGCUAGAAAAUACUUGAAACCUCUUUUUUCAACCUAUCACUUUAAGGGAAGAGAAUUAUGGAAAUGGAGGAAUGAGGAUGUUAGAAAGAGCUUAAAAUCAUUAUACUUUAAAACGGCUGAAUCGUUUAAAAAUACUCACAAAUGCUUAGCCGACUACUUUAGCAAUAAAUGGAUUAAUCAUAAACCUUUGGUAGUCCCCGAAAGGUCUAUUCAAAUUAUUGAACCUUACUCUUGUUGCAGAUAUUUAACUCCUCAUCCUUUACUCUAUUCCGAAUAUUUAUACAAUUAUAGACGUAUUACAGAAUUAGGCCAACAUUUUCUGCACAGCGUCGAUAUUGAGACGGUUAAAUGCAACAUAUAUUUUAACCUGGAAAGUCUUAUUUCAUUAAUACAAGCUCUGGGCGUUCAUUUUCUUUUAGAAGAAAUUGACCUUGUAUUGAGACAUUUCUUCGAUACGGAACUCCAUGUACUUAGAGAUACAAUUAUUGCUUGCCAUAAAAUCUUAGAGGAAGAUACUUUGCAAUUACCUGUUGAAAUAAUAGGCCGAUUAAGGAAUAUCGAAUUCGGAAAGGACUUUCCCAACAUCUCAGAUCUUAUGCUUCAGUGCGUUCAGUGGUGUGAUUCGAAUACGAAACCUUUGCUAGUUCCGCUUUCAUCGUGGUUGCCAGAUCCUAGGCAGAAAACUUUAAUUACGUUAAAUAUUCCAUCGACGAAGGCAAUUAUUACUGGAGAAACUCAAUUUCUGACCAUUUCAACUAAAGAGAAUAUUAUAAAAAUGUAUCAUAUAGCCUCUAAACAACUUAUUCGUUCCUCUUUUCCUUUAAAGUCAAGCGUUAUCUUUCUACUCGAUUGUAAAGAUGACAGAAUCGCCGUCUCUACCGCCGACGGAAGCGUUAUAAUAUGGAAUUUAAUUAACGGCAAAUUUGACGGUUUUCUUAAGCAAUCGUCUCCAAUAAGAGCCAACGUAUUGGCUAACGUUGGCGAUAACUUACUAUUGGGUAAUAGUGACGGUUCUAUGGAUAGUUUUAACUUGAAUACUCUUGAAGUUGUUGACAAGUUAAAACAUCAUAGUGACGCCAUAACCGGAUUACGAGUAAGUAAGGAUGGAGAAUAUACAGUUUGCACAUCCAGAGAUAAAACUGUCAAAUGUUUAUCUUCCGAUAACUUGGCCGUAAUCAUGGAAAUAUCCGAUGAGAAUUUAAAUCAGCCUAUUAUUUUGAUGUCCAUAAGUAGCAAUAAUCUCUUUCUAGUACUUUAUUUAGAAGACGGUACAGUACAAAUAAGAUCCUUGGUUACUGGCACUUUUAUACACAACCUUCAGAAUCCUUUACCAAAAUUAACUAGUUUAGCAGUGUGUUCGGAGGGUAUCUUUCUCUCUUGUGCAACGGAAAAUCAUAUGGUUCAUUUAUUUAAUAUAAGAUCGACAGAACUCUUGGAAUCUAAUAAGGUGGAAUCCAGAGUUCAUACAACGUUUCUAUUUCCUAAUGAUUUUGUAUUGAUGAAUGCUGGAGCGGAUUCUAUAGAAUUUUCUACUCUAUUAAAGAGAGAGAAUGCUCAAACGGAAAAAGAUAGGCAUAGGAACGUCGUUAAUUGCGUUACCGUUUCGAGAGACGGUAAAAUGGCAGUUUCCGGGUCUAAAGACACAACUUUAAGAGUUUGGUCAGUUGAUUCAGGAAGUCUAACAGAUAUUUUAGAAGGUCAUUCGGGCCAAGUUACUUGCGUCGCCAUCGCUAACGAAAACGCGUUUAUAGCUUCGGGUUCGGCUGAUAGAACAGUGAAAAUCUGGAGUAUAGUAUUGGCGGAGGUGGUGACCAAUUACGAACAGCAUAAUUCAACUGUUACUUGCGUUAAUGUUUUGGCGGACAAUAUGAGGAUUCUUUCGGCGGAGGAGGAAGGUAAAGCUCUAUUGUGGAAUGCGGAAGAUGGUAGUACGUUGCUAUCAUGUUCCUGCCAUACAAAUCUGCUGGCAGUUUCUCCAAUAUCAAAGCUGGUAUUCGCAGGUGAUGGUGGUUGUACGGCAAAAUUAUGGCUUUUGAAUACUGGAGACGUCGUAGGAACGCUAACCCAUACGGACAAAAUAACAUGCGUUGGAUUUUCACCAGAUAACGAAUACAUAGUUACUGGCUCAAUGGAUAAUAGCUUAAAAAUAUGGUUAGCCUCCAGCGCUAAAUUAACGCAAGUUCUCGUAGAGCAUGAAACCCACGUAACUGCCGUCUCCGUUUGCUCCAAGACAGUUGUAUCGGGCGACAAAGAUGGUCUAGUUCUACUAUGGGAUAUUGAAUUCGGUAACGUGAAACAAAGAAUGAUGGGUCAUACGGCUAGUAUAGAAAGGGUUCUAACAGCGUCCGACUCGUCCAUAAUAUUUACAACUGACUUUGCGGGCGAGAUAAGGGUAUGGAUGUCUAAAACUGCAAAAUUAUUAGCAAGAAUCGAUCUUCAUUACCCAAUUGAAAAUAUAGUAAUUAGUGUGAGUGCGUCUCACCUUGUUGCGAGAAUAACAAAUUCGAUUCAUGUACCGUUGCUUUGUUUACAUAAUUCCCCUGCAAAAGUUCUACCAAGGGCGGCUAUCGAACUUGGCUCGACAAAUAGCCUUCACGUAAAUCCGGAUAUGUUACAGAAUCAAAUUUCAGGUUUAAACCUUUCCAGAGAAGUCUCUACCGAAAUUGAGAAUAACGACGAAAAAUUACCGCUCCCCUUUAAAUGGCAUCAGAAAAGGGAAUUGUCGGAAUUUCCCGUUCCCUCAACGAUUUUGGCCGAGAGGCAGGUAAAAAGUGACAUAUAUUACGACGAAGAAGAGCCUGGUUCUAGUAGCGGUGGCCUAGGAUCAACAACAUCAACCACAAUAGCUCCCUUACAAAAAGUUGUUGCCGCUCAACAACAGCACAAAGUACAAAAAUCUCUACCAAGAGAGAAAAAAGAAAAUAAUAAAAAGAAAAAAGAGAAGAAAUCUUCAAUUUGCUGCACAUUAUAA
Dimorphilus gyrociliatus is the source of this 3964-nucleotide messenger RNA. NCBI's taxonomy places the organism in Eukaryota, Metazoa, Annelida, Polychaeta, Dinophilidae. The record is from the annotation of a GenBank genome assembly.